Molecule: messenger RNA, 2151 nt
Organism: Dendroctonus ponderosae (mountain pine beetle)
Lineage: Eukaryota; Metazoa; Arthropoda; Insecta; Coleoptera; Curculionidae
Product: ATP-binding cassette sub-family F member 2
Exons: 10
Coding region: 176-2044 (622 amino acids)
Molecular function (GO): ATP binding; ATP hydrolysis activity
Source: RefSeq, a predicted model, not a curated record
CUAACCAAUUCUUUCCAUCCAAUCCUUGAAGUUUUGGUCGGUUUCGAGGAAAGUUUCCAACGCAAAUUUCCUCCAACUUGCACGAUUUUAAGCUGUAAUUGGUCAAUAAGUCACUUUUUCCCCUCCGAUUAGCAUCGUUUUUUAUAAUUUAGCUUUAAGAGAACACUCUUUAAACAUGCCAUCUGAUGCGAAAAAACGUGAGCAGCAGCGCAAAAAGGACGCCGCAAAAGCCAGACAAUCUGGCAAAAAGCAACCGAAAGUCGAAGAACAAUCUAAUCCAACCCCCGUUACUACCAAUGGUACUGAGAAUGGAACUGUUCAACUAAGUGAAGAAGAAGCGCUUUGUGCAAAACUCGAAGCCGACGCAAAACUCAAUGCGGAAGCAAGAGCAUGUACUGGAUCUUUGGCAGUCCAUCCCAAGUCCAGGGACGUGAAGAUCGAGAAUUUCUCCAUUACUUUCCACGGAUCUGAAAUGCUACAGGACGCCAUGCUGGAGUUGAAUUGCGGCCGACGAUACGGCCUAAUUGGGCUUAAUGGUUGUGGAAAAUCUACUCUUCUAGCUGUUCUGGGUAACAGAGAAGUUCCGAUUCCGGAGCAUAUUGAUAUCUUUCAUCUAACCCGGGAAAUGCCUGCUUCCGACAAAUCAGCCCUGAAGUGCGUUAUGGAAGUCGACGAAGAACGGACUCGACUUGAACGGCUUGCCGAAACUUUAAUAGCUUGCGAGGAUGAUGAUUCCCAAGAGCAGCUGUUGGACAUUUAUGAGCGUCUAGACGAAAUAUCGGCAGACACUGCUGAAGCAAGGGCAGCAAACAUCCUUCACGGUUUAGGGUUCACUAAGGAAAUGCAACAGAAGAAAACGAGGGACUUCAGUGGAGGCUGGAGAAUGCGGAUCGCAUUGGCUAGAGCGCUUUACGUAAAACCCCAUCUUUUGCUGCUUGACGAACCUACAAACCAUCUAGAUUUGGAUGCGUGUGUAUGGUUAGAAGAGGAACUAAAGAAUUAUAAACGAAUCUUAGUCCUGAUUUCCCAUUCGCAAGAUUUCCUGAACGGAGUCUGUACCAACAUUAUCCACAUGGAUAAGAAGCGGUUGAAGUAUUAUACCGGUAACUACGAUGCCUUUAUGAAAACUCGAAUGGAACUGCUGGAAAAUCAAAUGAAGCAGUACAACUGGGAACAAGACCAGAUCAGUCAUAUGAAGAACUACAUUGCACGGUUUGGUCAUGGUUCAGCUAAGUUAGCCAGGCAGGCUCAGUCAAAGGAGAAAACACUGGCAAAAAUGGUGUCUCAGGGUUUGACUGAGAAAGUCAGCUCCGAUAAGAGCGUUACGUUCUAUUUUCCGAGCUGCGGCACCAUUCCACCUCCUGUAAUCAUGGUGCAGAAUGUGAGCUUCAAGUAUAGUGACAAUUCCCCGCAUAUCUACAAGAAUCUGGAAUUCGGUAUCGAUUUGGACACGAGAUUGGCUCUCGUCGGGCCGAAUGGGGCUGGAAAAAGUACUUUGCUGAAGCUGCUCUAUGGAGAUCUUUUCCCAACUGAAGGGAUGAUUAGGAAAAACUCGCAUUUGCGGAUUGCCAGGUACCACCAGCACUUGCACGAAUUGUUGGACUUGGAUUUGUCUCCGCUCGAGUAUAUGAUGUCUUCAUUCCCGGAUGUUAAGGAAAAGGAGGAAAUGAGGAAAAUUAUCGGGCGAUACGGGUUAACUGGCAGGCAGCAGGUUUGCCCAAUAAGGCAGCUUUCCGAUGGUCAAAGAUGCCGAGUGGUAUUCGCGUGGUUGGCAUGGCAAGCACCUCAUUUGCUUCUUCUCGAUGAACCCACCAAUCAUUUAGACAUGGAAACAAUCGAUGCUCUAGCCGAAGCGGUGAACUGUUUCGAAGGCGGUCUGGUUCUAGUCAGUCACGACUUCCGACUCAUCAGCCAGGUUGCAGAGGAAAUUUGGGUAUGUGAGAAGGGUACAGUGACAAAGUGGAAAGGGGAUAUCUUGUCUUACAAGGAGCACCUGAAGUCCAAGAUGCUGAAGGAGAGUGAGAAGAACGCCAAGCAAAAAUAAGUCUAGAAAUUUUGAACAGUGGCAAGGAAUUUACGCACCGUUUGAAGGAGACAAUUAGAUAAUUUUUAUCUAAUUGUGUUUGGUUUUAUAAACGGUGAUCUCUAGGU